Molecule: messenger RNA, 1490 nt
Organism: Zerene cesonia (dogface butterfly)
Lineage: Eukaryota; Metazoa; Arthropoda; Insecta; Lepidoptera; Pieridae
Product: cholinesterase 1-like
Exons: 2
Coding region: 53-1441 (462 amino acids)
Source: RefSeq, a predicted model, not a curated record
GGCUCCCAAAGCCGCCCCAAAAUGGAAUGGUACAUUCGAUGCAGUUAAUGAAAUGAAAAAAUGCCCUCAAAACUUCACGAAUGCUUUCAUUGUAGGAGACGAGGACUGUUUAUACUUAAACGUUUAUACACCUUUGAAACCGGGUAAUAAACUUUACCCUGUUAUGGUAUUCAUUCACGGAGGUGGUUUCAAAGAAGGUUCCGGAUCGCCACUUAUUUAUGGCCCAGCACAUUUAGUUAAACAGGAUAUUAUUUUAGUCACAUUUAACUACAGACUUGGCGUUCUUGGAUUCCUUUGCUUGGGUAUAAAGGAAGCUGCAGGUAACAUGGGUUUGAAGGAUCAAGUAGAAGCGCUUCGUUGGGUGAAAAAUAAUAUCAGAGCUUUUGGGGGAGAUCCUGAUAACAUAACAUUAUUUGGUGAGAGUGCCGGUGCCGCAUCUGUGCUCUAUCACAUGUUAUCUCCAAUGUCCGCAGGGCUCUUCAAUAGAGCUGUAAUGGAGAGUGGAUCCGCAAUUUCAUACUCGUCUGGACAAUUUGAGCCGAAAGAGAUCGCCUUCAAAUUGGCCGCUCAAAUGGGACACAACACAAGAGACGUGUAUGAUAUAGUUAAAAUAUUUAAGGAAAAAACAAUGACAGAGUUAUUAAGUGCUAAAGUGCCCAGGCAUACUGGGGACAUUGUGCAGUCUGAGGACAUUUUUGUUCCUUGUAUUGAAGAAAAUAUAGAAGGAUUGGAACCAUUUAUAACUGCAAGCCCAUAUGAUAUAAUCAACAGUAGUAAAUUCAAUAAAGUUCCCGUUCUUAUGGGUUUUAAUAAUGCUGAAGGUUAUUAUUUUGUGGGGAAGGAAACUUCACGUCAAAGAGACGAGUUUAGUUUUAUAAAUGCGUUACCCAGAGACUUAAUAUUCCCUACUGCAUCUGAAAAAGAAACAACAGCGUCUAGAUUAAAAGAACUAUAUCAAGAUGGUCCUCAAAUGAGUGUACAAUCUUUAGUGAAAUACGAAGGUGACGCUGGUAUUAAGUACCCUGUUAUAGCUACAGCUGAUCUUUUGCUUAGGAAUAUGGAAGAACCAGUAUAUGUUUACAAAUUUGCAUAUGGUGGUUUAUUGAAUUUGGUAAAAUUUUUAUCUGGAUUCGUAGCUUAUCCUGGUGCGUCUCAUGCUGAUGAAUUGUUUUAUAUAUUUAAGCCAAAGGGCACGACAGUACUGUCGCUCUUGGAAAUAAAUAUGAUUGAUAAAAUGUCACUAAUGUGGACAAAUUUUGCUAAGUUCGGAAACCCGACCCCCCAAGUCACCGAAUUGACUCCCAUGCUGUGGCAGCCGGCCAAUCUUUCCGACCCUCAACUUCUGGUCAUCGACAGGCAAUUAUCCACAGAAAGUCUUUGGAACGACCAGGAUAUUUUCUUUUGGAAUAAAACUUACACACAUUAUAGAAGAACAUCAUAGAAAUCGAUAUGAAGCAGUUUUUAUUUUCCACUAUCGCAAUGAUUCAGUA